This is a messenger RNA of Lineus longissimus, 901 nucleotides long. RefSeq lists its product as uncharacterized. Bases 141 to 848 code for a protein of 235 amino acids. The record is from RefSeq and is a predicted model, not a curated record. Lineage: Eukaryota; Metazoa; Nemertea; Pilidiophora; Heteronemertea; Lineidae. The transcript is spliced from 4 exons.
UUCGCAAUUUAACUGAUUACAAAAUCAGCACUGUUAAGUCAUCGACUUCUGUGCGGUCGUUACGUGUACACAGGCCCUUAUAAGAGGCCUUUUGGCUAGCCGUCUGCAUUUCACGCAUAACAAGCUGGAUAUCCGCAAGCAUGGCGACCGAAGGUGCAAGUACCAGCAAGUCAACAAACAAAAAAAACGCGCCUACUCGAUUUUUCCCAGCACUUGACAUUCUUCUUCUCAGAGCACUGGUUGCGGUACAACCAACAACUAAGCCACCGUGGGAUGAAGUCCACCAACAUGUGAACACAGCUUUGACGGAGGUGAAGCGCGACAGCUUUGUCACUCUCCGGGCAUGCAAGGAUAGGGUGAAAACUCUCCAAGAGGCUCAUACGAAGGACGAGUUGAAAUCUCUUAGAGCGUCUGGGACAGAUGAGGAAUACGACGAGCGAGCCCAGCUGCUUACUGAGUUGGCCAGCCUUAGCGAGGAAAGGGCGGCCAAAAAGCAGGAAGAAAAACCCGAUCUCAAGGAAGCCCAGGGACGACCAAUACGCCAGGCUGCUAUGGAGACGCUGAAAGUAAGAGACGAUCCGGAAGAACACGCGGAUGGUUUUGAUCGUGAGUUGGACGGAGCUGAUGAAAAUCUCGAACAUCAUGGAAAGAAAGCUGCGAAUUGCACCACCAAGCCGGCAACGAAGAAGCGUCGAACUGAUUCUGCAGAGUACGUGACGUAUCUAAAAGAUAAACUUUCCUUUGAAAAAGAGCGUUUCGAGGUAGAAAAGAAGGAAAGAGAGGCGAGGAUCCAGAGGGAUCAGCAAAUGAUGGAAAUGAUGAUGGCGUUGGACAAAAACAAAAAUUAGAUGCUGCUCGUAACGAUGUAAGAUUUGACAAAUAAAUAAUUACUCGCAGAAUA